UAAAAUCAAACGGUAAUUAAUAUUUAGGGCCAAAAACAGCUCUUGAGCUGAUUUGGGAUUUAGACAUUUGCCAAAGAUGGAUAAUAUCUAUAAACAUACAGGUAUUAUUUGCCAAAAGAAAUUUGAAAUUUUUUUAGCAAAAUCUAUCGCCAAACGGGCAGGGUCAGCAUAUGCAUUCAGCCUUUGCUAAACCGAGUAAAUUUGGGACAUGAGAGAUUAUUAAAAUGUUUCAUGAAUAUCGACACGUAGAGUUAAAUUGAACCCAUCCUUAGGGCGUAAGUUGUCGACGUUCUUCAGACUAGUACUGUUAAAAAAACGUAAGCAAGAAAAAAGAGGAAAAUGAUACCAAGACCAAAGCAACAAUCCAAUUAUCCAAAGAGGCAUAGCAAAAGCAAAGAAAAGCACCUAAAGCUCAACGUAAAAAUCAUCAAAUAUUCCUUUGAAACAUUUGAGGAAAAAAAGAAAAAUUCUCUCCAAACAUGCAUUAUUGUACCAAAAUAGUAUUAUAAAGUACUCGUACACAACUCUGAAACUACGUACUCCAACUCUCUAGCUCACUGUUUUCCCACUCUUUCUUCUAAUUUUCCUUUGUGUCAAAAAAAUCAAAAUGGGCAUCUGUUUCACUAAAGAUUUCUGGUUCAAAAGAUGGCGUUCAAUACCAAUAACUUCUCAAAAACAACCAGAAAAACUUCCAAAGCCAGUGAUCCCUUCUUUCAAUACUAUGCCAAGAACUAAUAGUAGUAAUAUUGGACCAAUUUUGGGCAAGCCUUACGUUGAAAUUACAACCCUUUAUGAUCUUGACAAAGAACUUGGGCGAGGUCAAUUUGGAAUAACAUAUCUUUGUACUGAUAAAUCCACUGGAUUAAAAUAUGCAUGUAAAUCUAUAUCCACAAAAAAACUUGUAACUCCAAAAGAUAUAGAAGAUGUUAGAAGAGAAAUUAUGAUAAUGCAGUAUUUGAGUGGACAGCCUAAUAUUGUUGAGUUCAAAGGUGCUUAUGAGGACAAGAAUAAUCUACAUUUGGUCAUGGAGUUGUGUUGUGGUGGUGAGCUUUUCGACCGAAUUACUGCAAAAGGAAAUUAUUCUGAGAAAGAAGCUGCAAAUAUUGGAAGGCAAAUUGUGAAUGUUGUUCAUGUUUGUAAUUUUAUGGGAGUGAUGCAUAGAGAUCUUAAACCUGAGAAUUUCUUGAUGGUUAGUAAGGCUGAGGAUUCUCCAUUAAAGGCCACGGAUUUUGGUCUCUCUGUUUUUAUUGAGGAAGGAAAAGUUUAUAAGGAUAUUGUUGGAAGUGCAUAUUAUGUGGCUCCUGAGGUGUUACGGUAUAACUAUGGGACGGAGAUAGACAUCUGGAGUGCUGGAGUCAUUUUAUACAUUCUCUUGAGUGGUUUUCCUCCUUUCUCAGCUGAGACUGAAGAAGGAAUAUUUGAAGAGAUACUUAAAGGUCACCUGGAUCUUGAAAGCUCUCCCUGGCCUUCUAUAUCUGCCUCAGCGAAGGAUCUUGUCAAGAAAAUGUUGACAGUGGAUCCUAAGAGAAGGAUCACUGCAGAUCAAGCCCUCGAACAUCCAUGGCUGAAGAAAGAUGGUGAGGCAUCGGACAAGCCUAUCAAUAGUGCUGUUUUGGUCAGGAUGAAGCAAUUCAGAGCAAUGAACAAGAUGAAAAAACUUGCUCUUAAGGUUAUUGCAGAGAAUUUAUCAGAAGAAGAAAUCAAGGGACUUAAGCAAAUGUUCAGCAACAUAGAUACUGAUGGAAGUGGUACAAUUACAUAUGAAGAGCUUAAAACUGGAUUAUCUAGGCUAGGAUCCAAGCUCACUGAAGCUGAAAUAAAGCAACUGAUGGAAGCAGCUGAUGUUGACAAAAGUGGGAGUAUAGAUUACAUCGAGUUCAUUACUGCUACCACGCAUCGACACAGACUUGAAAGAGAAGAAAACUUGUUCAAGGCUUUUCUGUAUUUUGACAAGGAUUGUAGUGGAUUUAUUACAAGAGAUGAGCUCAGACAUGCUAUGACCGAGUAUGGAAUGGGGGAUGAAGCUACAAUCGAUGAAAUUCUUGAUGACGUUGAUACAGAUAAAGAUGGGAAAAUUAACUAUGAUGAGUUUGUUGCUAUGAUGAAAAGAGGUACAGUUGAUGGUGAAGGAAAUCAUUGAUAGAUUAACCAUUAUGCUCUUGCCUUCAUUUCUUGCAAAUGUGGAUCAACUUGAGUGUAAAAUGGCUAGCAUUCUCUAUCAAUAAGAUCUUUCAGUAGUUGAAUUUGGGUUGUUUAAUUUGCUCAAGCUGACCUUGUUUAUAGUAACUGCAUUUGUACUAUACCAAGAAUAAGAUCCUUUUAGAAUGAAGUGCACCUUACCUCAUUCUUUGGA
Messenger RNA from Nicotiana attenuata, 2353 nucleotides. RefSeq names its product calcium-dependent protein kinase 29-like. The coding region runs from base 608 to 2140 and encodes 510 amino acids. NCBI's taxonomy places the organism in Eukaryota, Viridiplantae, Streptophyta, Magnoliopsida, Solanales, Solanaceae. Gene Ontology annotation, molecular function: calmodulin binding; ATP binding; calcium-dependent protein serine/threonine kinase activity. The transcript has 8 exons. Gene Ontology annotation, cellular component: nucleus; cytoplasm. Gene Ontology annotation, biological process: peptidyl-serine phosphorylation; intracellular signal transduction; protein autophosphorylation. The record is from RefSeq and is a predicted model, not a curated record.